Molecule: messenger RNA, 930 nt
Organism: Lathyrus oleraceus (garden pea)
Lineage: Eukaryota; Viridiplantae; Streptophyta; Magnoliopsida; Fabales; Fabaceae
Exons: 2
Coding region: 1-930 (309 amino acids)
Molecular function (GO): zinc ion binding; nucleic acid binding
Source: RefSeq, a predicted model, not a curated record
AUGGUAGAAAGGAACAAUCGUGCUAUUGCUGACGCAUUGCAAGCACUGGCUAAUGCGAUAGCAUAUCAAAAUAACUUGAAUCAUCAGAUUGGAGGUGCUAUUGAUGGAUCCCGUGAUCUGAACAGAUGUGGGAAGGUUGGUCAUCGUGCAUCUGAAUGCAAAAGUAUUGAUGUAACAUGUUUUAACUAUGGAGAGCAAGGUCAUAUUAGUACUCACUGCCAGAAGUCCAAUAAGACUGUUGAUACUAAGUUCAAGGGAAGGUUUUUUGCUCUUAGUGGUGCAGAUACUUCAAAUUCCGAUAAUCUCAUCAUAGGUACAAGUUUUAUUAAUGGAAUUCCUUUGGUUACUUUUAUUGAUAUGGGUGAUACGCAUUCGUUCUUAUAUGUUAAUUGUGUGAAAAGGUUUAAUCUUGAGGUGUCUUCUAUGAAUGGUCGUAUGGUCAUUGAUACUUCAAAUAAUGGCUCAGUGACUACUAUGAUAAUUUGUUUGCGUUGUCUUAUGACUGUUUAUGGCAUGGAUUUCAUAAUUGACUUAGUGUGCUUACCAUUAAGUCGACUCAAUAUUAUCUUGGGUAUGAAUUGGUUGGCAUUCAACCACGUUUACAUCAACUUUUACAACAAGUAUGUGCUUUUUCCAUAUUUAGUUACAGAGGAAGAUUCUAUGUUUAUUUUCGCUAGUCAGGUGGAAAAGUUCUUGAAAGGUGAAGAGCAGGUAUUUGCUAUGUUUGCUUCCUUGAAAUUCGAGACGGGAGAAGUGGUCGGUAAUCUACGGGUAGUCUGUGAUUUUCUAGAUGUAUUUCCCGACGACAUCAGUGAUUUACCUCCAAAAAGAGAAUUUAAAUUCUCCAUAGAUUUAAUAUCUGAUACUAUACCUGUGUCGAUGACUCCUUACAGAAUGUCUCCAUCAGAGCCAAGUGAACUAAAGAAGUAG